CCGUGGCCCGGGGUCCACGCGCGUCCACUCCGUCAAGGUCCACUUGUGACCCGCGGCUCUUUUUAAUGCUUGAAAUAGACUUCUAGCGGACUUAUCGAGAAGGAUUUUUUUUUAGAAAAGGAUUUACAUUUGGCUUUAAAGCUACAUUCAGAGGACUCCCCCUCUUCCUACCGCUGCCUGCCCAACGCGACAACUAUGAGGGGACCGCGUGCGCACGCCUCUGUGGGACUUCUGCUGCUGCUUCUCACGUGCACGCUCGUCGGCGCUGCACCCACGACCCGAGCGAGCGUGGGCCAGGGUUGGAGGCGCGCCACCGAGCCGGCGAUGCGCGUGGAGGAGCUCGGCCGCGGCGCCGGGAUCACGACCAUGACCAAGACGCGGGCGGCCGAAGCCCCCCGGAGCCGCUGGAGCGGUGCCGUGACCGUGAACCCCCGCGGGCAACACAGAGAUUUACGCAGAUCCAAAGCAGACAGAAGGGAUCGGCCAGUCGCAGCGGCAGCAGCAGCAGCAGCAGCCGCCGCCGCCGCCGCCACCUCCCCCGGACGGAAGGACAAAUACCUGAAGCACAUCACAGGUCCGCUCUAUUUCAGCCCCAAGUGCAGGAAGCACGUGUACCAGGUGUACCACCAGACCCGGGACUGCACCAUCGCCGCGUAUUUCAAACGAUGCGCGCGGCUGCUCACGCGUCUCGCCGGCAGCCCCAUGUGCACGGGGGCGUAACCCCCGGCCGGCCGGCCGGCCGGCCGACCAGGGCCAGCCACCCGGCCGCUCCGUCUCGGCUGCUGAACAGCGCGCCGAAAGUCGGCCGGACGGACACGGCAAAGGGGACGGACAAUGGGCGUGCUCUUUCCUGCAAUCCAAACGGUGUGAAAAGUGCCUCCAACGUGGAAGAAACCGUUUGUUGAACUCAGCCGUAAGAAGGGUCCUGCAACUCAAGUCUACGCUGGUCCAAAGGAAAAAAAGGUGAGCGGACUUCUUGGGAGUCUCACACAGACAAGAGGAUGGGCCGCCUGCUUGAAGCGAAAAGGAUACGGACUGGACGGGCCCAAGCACCUGCACCAGAUGUUAAGCGGACUUCAACGUGGAGGGGAAUAACAGAACAUAUUUAUAUUUCAAGGUUUUCGUGCGCGUUGUCUUCAACCCACGCUACACAGAUAUAUUUAAAUAAAUGAUAUCGUUGGUUUAAAAAAAUAAAAAAUCAUGUUUGA
This is a messenger RNA of Syngnathus typhle (broad-nosed pipefish), 1208 nucleotides long. Its product is annotated as ALK and LTK ligand 1-like. Gene Ontology annotation, molecular function: receptor signaling protein tyrosine kinase activator activity; receptor tyrosine kinase binding. The record is from RefSeq and is a predicted model, not a curated record. The transcript is spliced from 5 exons. Gene Ontology annotation, biological process: positive regulation of ERK5 cascade; positive regulation of ERK1 and ERK2 cascade. Bases 196 to 720 code for a protein of 174 amino acids. NCBI's taxonomy places the organism in Eukaryota, Metazoa, Chordata, Actinopteri, Syngnathiformes, Syngnathidae.